Camelina sativa (false flax) is the source of this 1281-nucleotide messenger RNA. RefSeq lists its product as uncharacterized. NCBI's taxonomy places the organism in Eukaryota, Viridiplantae, Streptophyta, Magnoliopsida, Brassicales, Brassicaceae. The record is from RefSeq and is a predicted model, not a curated record.
UAUCACAUUAACUCUCUCUUAAUUCUUCUUUUUAUACUUUAUCUACACAUACUAUUAAAAAACUAUAAAUAAUUUACACCCAAUUUGUAACUAUAUAUAUACACAACUCAUUUUCAACAUAGUACAGAGUGUGUUUUUGUUUUUUCUUCUCUGCCCUGCUUUUUGUUUCCUUCACAUAAAAACAAAAGGAAUAAUAAACGAAAACAUUGUCAUCGAUUACGUUAAUAUAUCUCAAUUCUCUUCUUCUUUUUUCAUAGAUCAUCGAAUUUCUGAUAAAUCAUUUUUACCUUGUAUUUUUGAUUCUUGAUCUAGAGUUGUGAGUUUAUUCUCUGGUGAAAGAUUCCUUUGUGCUUAUGCUACAAGGAGAAAAUGAACAAGUCGAGCUCUUGGAGCAUAUACAGUUCUAGAGAUGGAGAGAGUGAAGGGCCAUGGAGAUCGUCGACGUCCAUGAAUGCUAUCUCCUUUGGGUUUGUAGCAACGGCGAUACUCAUCUCCAUGUUCUUGAUCAUGGCCAUCUUCGAGCAUCUCUUCAGGCCUGAGAAUUCUUCAUUUGAUUCACCACAUCGGAUCACACAAAGACAGAGAGAUGGGUCCAUUCAGUUCCAGAAACUUGCUGAUCAAGCAUCCAUGGUUCCGGUGAAUACGGUGAUGGAUGUAUCGGUAGUGAUGCCAGGAGAGAAGCUGCCGUCGCACAUAGCUUUGCCGGCUCCGUUACCUUGUCGGAGAGAAGGCAUUCAUUGGCCUCUUCAGCUUUAAAUAUAUAUAUUACUAGCUAGCCUACUACUCUUCUUCCUUCCGUAAUUUUAUUUAUAUAUAUUUCUGACUCAUUGAGUAGAUUAGUGUGUUCGUAAUAUAUUCUAAUAUGCACUAAACGAGAUUUAUCGGCAGCUGAAAACAUUUCCUUCUUUUUCGUCUAAGUAGACACAUAAGUUAUCUCUCAUUGUACAUUUGUAGAUAUAUAUGCUUCUGUUUUUUCACUAGCAUUUUAUGGCUAGCUAAUCAAUUGGAAAUUGGAACAAAUUAAUCACUUUUAGACAAGGAUUUUGAACAGCUUAAAAAGUUAGAAUACAAUACUGUUUAUCCAUUACUAAAAAAGAGGUUUUAAUCCCACUAUACUAUACUACUAGGUUCAUCGAAGUGUAAUGAUCAUGAGUACGUGUGUAGUGUUGAGUACGACAAAGCUGAAUGAAUGAAUGAUUUACGCCUUCUGAUUAUUCACAUGUGCUAUUAACAAUUAUUUUCCAAAUGUAAUAAAAUUAUGGAACCAAAGUUACAAUUUAA